Lotus japonicus is the source of this 794-nucleotide messenger RNA. RefSeq names its product alpha-glucan phosphorylase, H isozyme-like. The record is from RefSeq and is a predicted model, not a curated record. NCBI's taxonomy places the organism in Eukaryota, Viridiplantae, Streptophyta, Magnoliopsida, Fabales, Fabaceae. Gene Ontology annotation, cellular component: cytoplasm. The transcript has 6 exons. Gene Ontology annotation, molecular function: pyridoxal phosphate binding; glycogen phosphorylase activity. Gene Ontology annotation, biological process: glycogen catabolic process. The coding region runs from base 1 to 741 and encodes 246 amino acids.
AUGAGUGUUUCCAUGAGUUACAUUGGUGGAAUGAUGUUUGGUUUAAUUAAUGCCAGCCGAAAAUGGGUUGGAGGAGAAGUUGUGCAAGCACUGGCUUAUGAUGUGCCAAUUCCUGGAUACCAAACCAAGAACACCAUCAGUCUCCGCCUCUGGGAAGCAAAAGCGUCUGCUGAGGAUUUUAAUUUAUUUUUAUUUAAUGAUGGGCAUCAUGAAUCUGCUUCAGUGCUUCACUCACGGUCUGAACAGAUAUGUGCGGUCUUAUAUCCUGGGGAUGCCACAGAAGGUGGAAAACUUCUACGGCUGAAGCAGCAGUACUUUCUCUGCAGUGCAUCACUCCAAGACAUAAUUUCCCGAUUCAAGGAGAGGAGACAAGGACCCUGGAACUGGUCUGAGUUUCCGACAAAGGUUGCUGUACAAUUGAAUGAUACUCACCCAACUCUUUCAAUACCUGAGUUGAUGCGAUUACUUAUGGAUGAUGAAGGGCUUGGUUGGGAUGAAGCAUGGGAUGUGACAUCAAAGACAAUUGCUUACACAAACCAUACUGUCCUCCCUGAAGCGCUGGAGAAAUGGUCUCAACCUGUAAUGUGGAAACUGCUUCCUCGCCACAUGGAAAUCAUAGAAGAAAUUGACAGGAGAUUCAUAGCAAUGAUAAGUAAAACCCGGUUGGACCUUGAGAUUGAACUUUCCACCAUGCGCAUCUUGGACAAUAAUCCCCAGAAGCCACUGUUCGGAACCCUUUGAACACUAAGAUAAUGCUUGAGGAUUAAGUUUAUGCUCUCACGUGAACCCUAGUA